Messenger RNA from Coregonus clupeaformis (lake whitefish), 2420 nucleotides. Its product is annotated as putative GPI-anchored protein pfl2. The transcript has 8 exons. Lineage: Eukaryota; Metazoa; Chordata; Actinopteri; Salmoniformes; Salmonidae. The record is from RefSeq and is a predicted model, not a curated record. The annotation marks the transcript as partial.
GCCAAUGUGGAGGUCCAAAGCUUCCUGAGCGAGCCUCAUCCUACCAAUGUGCUGGACUGUGAUAACCUCGUCAGGUCUUUGGAUGCUAAAUGUUAUGCCAUUGAGAAACUUUCAGCUGCAUUCAAAAACCUGACGACGGAUCCACAAUUCAGUGUCCUAGCUUCCACCAGACAGCUAAACAGCCUGUCCCAGCCAGAGCUAUCCAGAGACCGAGGCAUCAUGUCAUCGUCAGACGUGCUGAAGUUUGGUCCCAUGCUGCAGAACAUCCUCAUGGCCGGCUCCAUCACCAAGGCAGUACAGAUGCUGGGAGCCUUGCUGUCUCUACAGCAACUCAAACUGUUCAGCAUCUCCUCCUCUUCCUCCUCUUCCUCCUCUCAAGAUGAUCAGGUCUUCAGCAUCUCCUCCUCUUCCUCCUCUCAAGAUGAUCAGGUCUUCAGCAUCUCCUCCUCUUCCUCCUCUCAAGAUGAUCAGGUCUUCAGCAUCUCCUCCUCUUCCUCCUCUCAAGAUGAUCAGGUCUUCAGCAUCUCCUCCUCUUCCUCCUCUCAAGAUGAUCAGGUCUUCAGCAUCUCCUCCUCCUCCAAAGUGACCAAGCUCCCAGUCCCCAGCUCACCAACCAGCUCAGCCAGUCUGACUCUGACCAAAGACAAAGAAGCAAAGGAUCGGAUCUUCGUCCGCCAGGAGAAGACACCGCAGCAGCCAAAUGCAACAACGGUUACAACCACUCAAAUCAAAGAGAACGACAGUCAAAUCAGGCAAAAAACACCUGGAGCAACAAAUCUAGGUAAGCUCCUCCCAGGGUUUACUAACCCAGCCAACCAGAAGACAGCCCUGGCUCCUCCCCCUCUAGAUCCAGGAAGUGACAUCGGAGUGCAGCACCAGAAGCAAACUUCAUCUCAGCUGAUGCAAUUCCUGCGAACCAACCACAGGAACGAGCCAUUCAUGGAGUUUGCCGCUUUCUUCCAGAAGGCCAGCUACCAGUACACCUCCUCUGGUUUCACCGCCCCGGCAACGACCUCUGACCCCCUCAUGGAAACCAAGAAUGCCCAGGAAACUAAGAAUGUUCUAGAAACUAACAACGUCAGCGUCCUGAAGAAGGAGCUGUCCUCAGAGCUGACGGAUAACCAGCUGAACCAACAUGCCCCGGUGUUUACAGUAAAGCGUGUGGAGUCUGGAGGCUGUCUGAUCUUCAGCUGUAUAAUUGCCACCAAGACAGAGCUCUGGGAUAUAGGAGACGUCUUUACUGAGGUGACAAGGAGCGGUCCUUCCUCUGAUGUCAUCACCACCUCAGAGAACAAGAUGUCUGCCGCUAGUCUCCACUGUCAGAGUGUAGAGAUCUCUAAUGUGACCCUCCACCCCCCAGCUCAAUCCAUCCACAGCCUACAGAACAGAGAGGUUCAGGAAGAUGUCAACAAUAUUAGUCUGACUCCAGAACUCCAGAGUUUCCAGAACUGUUGUUCCUUCAUUGCCCCGGGCAACCAGGGUCUGAGCAUUCCGGGGUUCCAGAUCCGUAAGUUUGAGGAGAUGGCAGUGGUGGUGAGUCACGUGGUUCAUCCUGGAAACUUCUACAUCCAACAGGCCGACACCACCCUCCAGCUGGAGGGCCUCAACACUGACAGAUUAAAGGGCAGCAGUAGUUUAGCAGAGCUGAAGUGUAUUCCAGACAUCGGGACCUACGUCAUGGCCUGGUUCCCCCAACUGGAGAGGUGGUGUCGGGCACAGGUGGCCAAGAUAUGUGGCAUGAGUGGAGACAACAAUGAGUUGGAGGUGGAGGUGAGGAGGCUGGACUACGGAGACACUUCCUGUCUGUCUCUAUGGAACAUCAAGGAACUCAGUGCUGAGAUGACAUCACUUCCUCUACAGGCCAUACAGGUCUCCCUGGCUAAUGUGCGCCCAGUGGAUGGGUGUGGCUGGACCCAGCAGUCAGUGUCUUGGUUCAGAGAUAUGGUGGACAACAGGACGCUGUACGCACGGCUCUACCCUCAGGGAGAUGGAGACAACACCACGGUGGAACUCUUCAUAGAGAAGGGCAAACUGGGGGCAAUGAGGAGAGGAGCCUCUCUGUCUCUGAGACUGGCUCAGAAUGGACAUGCUGAACAUGACAAGCUGAGGAACCUGGGAAUCAAGAGAGGUAGUGUGCAGGAGCGAACCAAGAAACGGGAGUCUGCCUGGAACAAGUACCUCAUUUCCUGUUUGAAUAAGAAGUAAUCCACCUCCCUCGACCCUUCAUGACCCACAGCCUCCAUCACAUUAACCAGGUCUCACCAAAUUGGAAGCCCCGCCUAGUUCUAAAAUGUUCUGUAAUCCUUGGUGCCUAUCCUUGGUGCCUAAUCCUUGGUGCCUACGAGUUUUUUGGGGUCACCGAAGUCUAAACAGUGUAAAAAAAUAAAAAAUAAAAUAAUUAUAUAUAUAUACCGUUCAAA